AUGAGCCGUUCUGUGGAACUACUACGAAAUACACCGCUAGCUACGCUGGGGAUAAUCAUGAUCUGUACUUUGAUCUUUAUCCUACAAAAUGCGCUAAAUUGGAACCUGCAAGUCUUCACUUUUUGUCCUCGACUCAUCAUUUACGCUCAUGAAUACUAUCGCGUCUUUACAUCGAUGCUCUUUCAUGCCAACAUGAUGCACAUCGGAAUGAAUAUGCUUUCUACCUACGCAAUUGGAAGGAUGCUCGAGAAGCAACUUGGGACACUGGGGCUGGUUGUGACCAUGCUAUGGUCGGCCAUUAUCUCUUGUGCCUUGUAUCUUUGCAUUGCGAUGUCUGCACAUCUUGUAUUUGAUUACGAUAAGUGGAUGUAUGAUCAUGCGGUUGGAUUUUCGGGUGUAUUGUUUCAUUUUUCCGUUCUGGAAUGCCACCUUUCACCACAAUUCUCGCGGAGUUUGUUUGGUGUGGUCAACGUGCCUUCUGCUCUUUAUCCAUGGGCACUAUUGGUUGUACUACAAAUGUUCAUGCCGAAUCUGAGUUUCCUGGGCCACUUGUCUGGAAUAUUGGCUGGAUCUCUACAAAUAGAGGGCCACUUAGAGUGGAUCAUGCCAGGAGAUUCCUACUUGAGAGAGAUGGAGUCCUGGACACUCUUUCGACAGCUUGCAGGGUUGCCCAGCUUUCACAGUCCUCCCAGCAGUGGGACGGUGGGAGGAAGUCGAUUUGGACGUUCCGAGUCGGGAGGAAUACUUCGCUUUGCCAAAAAGGGGGUCACAUUGGUAUUCAAGUACCUGUACUACUUUGUUGAGACCCUUGCCAUAGUCAUCUUUGGCCGCGGACAUCAACCCAAUUCCAACAUUCGGUUCGACGAUCUAUGGUUGCGACCGAAGCGGAGGGCUGCUGAACCUGGGGUUAUUUCACGACCUAUCGAUGUAUUACAGGAGGCCGACGAUGAAGAGGAUGAGGAGAACCAAGAACUGUCCCCGUUGAUUUGA
This is a messenger RNA of Cylindrotheca closterium, 990 nucleotides long. The record is from the annotation of a GenBank genome assembly. Lineage: Eukaryota; Bacillariophyta; Bacillariophyceae; Bacillariales; Bacillariaceae.